Staurois parvus is the source of this 248-nucleotide messenger RNA. The record is from the annotation of a GenBank genome assembly. NCBI's taxonomy places the organism in Eukaryota, Metazoa, Chordata, Amphibia, Anura, Ranidae.
UAGAAUGUCAAAGUCGUGCUUUUCUAAAAACAUUUACACUGGAUUCAUAUUUCUCCAUUCCUGUGCAUUGCGUUAUUAUGUGUGUUAAUAUGCAGUGCGUCACAUGCAGGGACGGACUGACCAUUUGGAAACUCGGGCACUGCCCGAGGGCCCGGGGGCCCCAUGAGAUGCCCCUGGUACCUUUUUCAUAGGCUUUUUUGAGUUUGGGCAAGGACACAGGGGCCCCAUGAUCCCCUAUUGCCCGGGGG